This is a messenger RNA of Rubroshorea leprosula, 977 nucleotides long. Lineage: Eukaryota; Viridiplantae; Streptophyta; Magnoliopsida; Malvales; Dipterocarpaceae. The record is from the annotation of a GenBank genome assembly.
AAAGUACUUUAUCUCCCAACCCUAAUUAGUAUGUGCUCCUGUUGCUUUAACUUUAUCUCCUCCUCAUAUUUCGAAACCCUCAUUUAUUGAUUUCUUUGAUCUUUUACAAGGAAGACAAGAGAGAAAGAAAGAAGAAAGUUGAGAACUUGAGAUGGGGAGAGGUAAGAUCGAGAUCAAGAGGAUUGAGAACUCAAACAACAGGCAGGUGACCUAUUCCAAGAGAAGGAAUGGCAUCAUGAAGAAGGCUAGGGAGAUCACCGUUCUUUGUGAUGCUCAAGUUUCCCUCAUCAUCUUUGCUAGUUCUGGAAGGAUGCAUGAGUAUUGUUCUCCUUCAACUACUUUGAUUGAUAUUUUGGACAAAUACCACAAGGCAUCUGGGAAGAGAUUGUGGGAUGCUAAACAUGAGAACCUCAGCAAUGAAAUUGAUAGAAUCAAGAAAGAAAAUGACAGCAUGCAAAUCGAGCUCAGGCACCUGAAGGGGGAGGAUAUCCAGUCAUUGCAACACAAAGAUCUGAUGGCCCUAGAGGAGGCCCUGGAAAAUGGCCUUGCUAGUCUUCGUGCUAAACAGAUGGACCUACUUGAUGUGGCUGCCAGAAAUGUGAAAAUAUUCGAGGAGGAAAAUAAGGAACUCCAAUUCAUUCUGCAUCAGCAGGAGCUUGCCAUGGAAAAUGCAAGGGAGCAGAUGGAUAAUGGAUACCAGAGAGCAAGGGACUACAAUGGGCAGAUGCCAUUCGGCUUUCGGGUGCAGCCUAUGCAACCAAAUUUACAAGAGAGGAUGUGAUAUAUAUAUCUAUAUAUAUGUGCAUGUCUCCAGCUCUCUAUCUUUAGUAUGGCUUCAAUUCUCGGCAGUGUUCUUAGACUUGGUUUGUAAUUAAUAAGGCCAUGUGGACCUUACAUAUUGGCCUGUGUACGUGGUUUGUGUGUAAUGUGUACGCACUUAUGACUAUUAUUAUGCUUAAUUAAAACUUAUUUAUUAU